This is a messenger RNA of Melanotaenia boesemani (Boeseman's rainbowfish), 1153 nucleotides long. RefSeq lists its product as uncharacterized. The record is from RefSeq and is a predicted model, not a curated record. The coding region runs from base 352 to 954 and encodes 200 amino acids. The transcript has 10 exons. NCBI's taxonomy places the organism in Eukaryota, Metazoa, Chordata, Actinopteri, Atheriniformes, Melanotaeniidae.
ACAAUGACCAAACCUUUAGGCCUCAAAGAUUCUACUAGGACAGUGAGGAUGCAGAUUUAACAAAUUCUUAACUAGUACAUACAAUUAGUUUGGUCUCUUAUUCUUUGUAAUCUGAUAAUAAAAUAAUAAUCAACAGCCUACAACGUCGCCAUUCCCUAUAAAUAAAACGUUGGGGUGUUUUAUUCUCAGUUUUAAUGUGGAAACACUGCAGUGCGCGCUCACCAGGAUCUGCUGCUCACAUCACUGAACAGCAGCUGUACUCCAGAGGGUCCGGGAUAAACCCGUUUCCAUGGAGAUGAGGUCACAACUUCCAAACAAAGUGAGCUCAGCGGUUUGUUCCCCUCUUCCACGAUGAAUUCAGAAAAUUCUCAGGUUCUCAUGAGUAACGACCUAGAACCAGCGAAAUCUGGGGUCAAAACAGGGUACCUUACACAAGAUGGCCAUAUCUCCCAGAUCCCUGGACUGUCCCCAACCAUCAGCACUCUUUACAAGGAAAGGGCCCAAGGACGAAGGGUUGCAAUCAUGGAGGGUGAUUCUGACUAUGUCAAACUUGCUAAACAAGGAGGACACAAGGGACUUUUGUGGCAUGAGGAAACUAUUACUUCUACACCCAACCCAUACAAACCUCCAGACUGGUUCUGCACUGAAUUAGAAGAUGCCUCCAAACCAAGUCUAAUUAACAGCGACCAUAUGAAAAACCCUGGAGCUUUUCAACCACCACCACCUCCCUUUGGGAGUGACAAUAUGUCAGCCUGGGAGAGGAAUUACAGUGGUGAUGGAAAAGAGAAGAACAAUGAUACUAAUUGCAGCGAGAUGGAGGAGAUGCAGACGUCCAGUCAACAUCAUGUGACCAACAAAUUCAAGAGGAUAAUGUUUGACAAGAAACCGGCACCUGUUGACAUGUCUAAACUGUUGAGGUUUGGUUAUGCAGAAGACAACAAACCAGCACAAUGACAUGUCAAACUGGAGGACUGCCAGGUGGGCACAAAAAGGAUGUAAUAGCUCAAACAGGAAUAGUUUUUUCAAGUGUAUUCACUGAACUAAAAGUUUGCCCUUUUGUUUAUUUUCCAAUUAGUGGUUCCUCAUUAACUGCUUGUUGAGGAAAGACAGAACCUGUGUUUUUUAUGUUUCUGCUAUUUUUUAAAACGGCUGA